AUGGCCACCUCAAAUGGCAAAGGUGAAAAAGUUUCCAAAUUUGAGACAUUGAAACUGUUGGAGAAAUGCAGAAAGGAAAGAGAUGAUGCCAUGCACAGAGAAAGUGUGCUGAGAGAGAAAUUGAGACAGUAUGAGUCAAGAAUGCGUUCAACUGAGGCUUUGAAACAGAAACUGAAGACCCUGACAGUGGACAACAAGGAGCUGAGGAAACAAGUGAAGGCGCUUCGUACUGAAAUUGGACUUGAGUGCAACCCUAAGUUCAAUGGAAAGACCACCAAGGACAUAAUCAAUGACUUUCAUGAAAAGGAGCGUGAGUGCACAUCUCUGGUGGAGAAGGCUGGGAAACUGAGUCUGACCAUUGAUGACUUGACAUCAGAAUUGGCAAAUACGGUGACCUCUAAAACACUUUUAGAGGAUCAAGUGCAGUCAUUACAGCAAAAUCUCAAGGACAUGACAAAUAAUCAACGGCGUCUUCUUAAGCUGUGGGAAGACAAGAAGACCCAAAGGGAGCAGCUGGCCCUCCCCGCAAUUAUCCAGAAACCUGGACAGAAACCAAUGGGCCAUAAAGCAGUUCAAACUGAGAUGUCCAUUAGUUCAUCCCAAAAGCUUCCAGUCAAUGCUUUUGAGACCAAGCCAUUUUCUCGGGACAGUGACAAAAAGACUGUUUUGGAUAAACACAGUUUUCCAGCUUAUGGAAAUGGCUAUCAUCACGACAAGAAAGCUUUCAUGCAUGAUGAAACUAAAGGCAUUCAGAAUUGA
Messenger RNA from Stegastes partitus (bicolor damselfish), 759 nucleotides. RefSeq lists its product as uncharacterized. Bases 1 to 759 code for a protein of 252 amino acids. Lineage: Eukaryota; Metazoa; Chordata; Actinopteri; Pomacentridae. The record is from RefSeq and is a predicted model, not a curated record. The transcript has a single exon.